UCUGCAGUCUUCGCUAAAGGAUGGGGUCGUCCUGUGCAGGUUGCUGGAGCGGCUGCGUCCAGGCACUACUGAUAAAAUCUAUCAAGAUCCCAAGAACGACAGCGAGUGCUUGAGCAACAUCACGGAGUUUCUCAAGGGCUGCGCAGUGUUUCGCGUCGAGCCAUUUGAGGCUGGUGACCUGUUUCAGGGCCACAACUUCAGCAGAGUCCUCACUACACUGGUUGCCCUCAAUAAAGUGACUGCAGAUAUUGGGAUAGGCAGCGACUCUGUAUGUACCCGUCACUCUUCUGCCCACCGGAUCAAGUCCUUCGAAUCACUGGCCUCCCAGUCCUCACUGGGCCGAUCUUCUAAAUUGCUCCAUAACCAGUUCCGCAGCCUUGUGAGUAACACUGGGGACAUGACGGAGAACAGUAACACUCAGUUAGUGGUUAAAGCUCGCUUCAACUUCCAGCAGACCAAUGAGGACGAGCUUUCUUUCAGCAAGGGUGACAUCAUCAGUGUUACUCGCACAGAAGAAGGGGGUUGGUGGGAGGGAUCCCUCAACGGCAAGACAGGCUGGUUUCCAAGUAAUUAUGUCAGAGAGGUUAAAGGGUCUGACAAACAAGUGUCUCCUAAAUCUGGAACGCUUAAAAGCCCUCCCAAAGGUUUUGAUACCACGGCUAUCAGUAAAACCUACUACAACCUAGUGCUACAGAACAUUUUAGAAACUGAAACAGAGUAUUCAAAGGAGCUCCAGAACCUUUUGACCAGCUACCUGAGACCUCUACAGAUGGCAGAAAAACUGAGCACCUCAGACGUAAGUGUCAUUCUCGGGAACCUGGAGGAAAUCAGCACUUUCCAGCAGACUUUGGUCCAGUCACUGGAAGACCGUACCAAGCUUCCAGAGCUGCAGCAGAAAGUGGGAGGGUUCUUCCUGAAUCUCAUGCCCCAGAUGAGGUCUCUUUAUGUGUCUUACUGCUCCAACCACCCGUCGGCAGUCAGUAUUCUCACCGAUCACAGUGAGGAACUUGGAGAGUUCAUGGAGGGGAGGGGUGCGUCGAUACCAGGCAUUCUCACACUGACCUCUGGCCUCAGCAAACCCUUCAUGAGACUGGACAAAUAUCCCACAUUACUAAAAGAACUGGAGAGACACAUGGAGGAGGGUCAUCCAGACAGGACAGAAAUUCAGAAAAGUAUGACGGCUUUCAAGAAUCUCUCUGCACAAUGUCAGGAGGUGCGGAAGCGCAAGGAGCUUGAGCUUCAGAUCCUGACUGAGACGAUUCGUCUGUGGGAGGGGGAGGACAUUAAGACCCUGGGUUCAGUGCUGUAUAUGAGCCAGGCCAUGGUCCAGAACCACGGCUGUGAGGAUAAGCAUGAACGUUACCUGCUGCUGUUUCCUCAUGUCUUGCUCAUUCUGUCUGCAAGUCCAAGGAUGAGUGGCUUCAUCUACCAGGGCAAGCUACCUUUGAGUGGGAUGACAGUGACCCCAUUAGAAGACUGUGAAAGUCAUAAAAAUGCUUUUGAGCUCUCAGGAAGCAUGUUUGAGAGGCUUCAGGUGAUCUGCUUUAACAAACAGGAUCUGCAGGACUGGCUCGAGCAUCUGAACCGACAGACCAAGCACACAACCAUGGCGGCUCCCAGCAUGAAACCCCUCACUGUUCCCUGCCACACACUCCCGUCUCACCCUCUGACGCCGUCCAGACAUGCAGAAAGCCGGGGCCUGACAGUUGCUCCAGCUUACCACACCUUACCACACCCCUCCUCUCAUGGGGCCCCUCACAGCACCAUGAUGUGGGGCCCCCUGGAGCCUCCCAAAACCCAGAAGCCCUGGAGCCUGAGCUGCUUGCGUCCAGCACCCCCACUUAGGCCCUCAGCUGCUCUCUGCUAUAAAGAGGACCUCAGUAAAAGUCCCAAGACUAUGAAAAAGCUGCUGCCCAAGAGAAAGCCGGAGAGGAAGCCGUCUGAUGAGGAGUUUGCACUGAGGAAGAGUACUGUAGCUUUGGAGGAAGAUGCUCAGAUCCUGAAAGUGAUUGAGGCCUACUGCACGAGUGCAAAAACCAGACAGACUCUGAACUCAAGACAGUGGAAAGAUGCCAGUCCAGCACUGAUAGUUCCUGGGGAGGAGAAGUUCAGUGUAGAUGAGUUGAAGAGUAAUGGUCAGACUCUUCUGGAGGAGAAGAGCCUUGUGGAUGUUGUUUAUGCUCUGAGAGAUGAGGUACAAGAACUUAAACAGGACUAUAAAAAAAUGAAGAAAUCCCUGGAGGAAGAACAGAGAGCCCGGAAAGAUCUGGAGAGGAUAGUUAGAAAAAUGUUAAAGAAUAUAAACGAUCCUUCUUGGGAUGAGACCAAUUUAUGAUAUCAAUGUUGCCCCCGUACUAGUUUUUGUUCUUUUACAUUAGUGUUUAAGAUGACCGGGAAGUUCAACCAGAACAUUCAAAUUAUCAUGUGUUUUCUUACAUUGAAACCACCUUUGAUGUUCGUGGGUACGAGUCUGUAGUAAAUUCAUCUUACAUAUUUGAUCUUAUAUGGCUCAUUGCAAUGUUCAAACUCUAAAAAAUGGUCUUUUAGUGCAUCUACACCAAGCAGAUUAAAAAAAAAAAAAUGUAGUUUGUGAAAUUCUGAAGAAAUGUAAAACCACUUGUUUAUAUCUGAACAAUCAUGAUGUGACUUGCUUGCUUGAAGUGGUAGCUAAAUCUUGUCGGAUGGCAUGAGUGUAACCUGUGAAUAUCCAUGACGAGUUUGUCUUUCACCUGAUGUUAAGGUGUUGAGAUAGACAGUACCUCAGUCUUUACAUCCCAUUAAUGUUUGAGAUUGUGAGUGUCCUGUUUUUCUACAUAUUACCUUUGUCAUUACAAAGGUUCAAGAGAUCAUCAUAUUUUACUGUUAAGUUCCAUUUUUAAAUAACUUUUAUUCAGAUGCUCUCUGAUUUAAGAUGUUGAAUCUGUGAAUAUUUCCAUGGUGUGGUACAGAGAACUUUUUCAUUCCAUUUAGUUGUUUAUUGUUGAUACUUAAUCUUUAAUUCAACAGAGUGAGUGUGCACAAGCAUAGCAGAUGUCACGCUAUAUGUUCACUGUGGGACAUGAUGCUUAUGCUUAUAUGUCAGUAUGUUUAGAACCUGUUUUAGGUGCAAUUGCAAUUCAAGCUGUGACAGGAGUUCAAUAUUAUGAUACUCAUUAUACCUGAAUUAUUUUUUUAGUCAUGUGAGUUAUAUCUGUAUACAUUUCAGUGUGACUCAUUUAGUGUGACCAAAGCAAAAGCCAAACUCUUAUUUAUGGACUUGACUGUCUGUGACUUAUUACUGUACUUGACAUUUAUUCCUAUAGCGCUUACACAACACUAAUAGAAUAGCCUCAUCAGAAUUCAUGU
This is a messenger RNA of Sinocyclocheilus anshuiensis, 3345 nucleotides long. RefSeq names its product rho guanine nucleotide exchange factor 7-like. The transcript is spliced from 21 exons. Gene Ontology annotation, molecular function: guanyl-nucleotide exchange factor activity; protein binding. The record is from RefSeq and is a predicted model, not a curated record. Gene Ontology annotation, cellular component: cytoplasm; lamellipodium. Gene Ontology annotation, biological process: lamellipodium assembly; intracellular signal transduction. NCBI's taxonomy places the organism in Eukaryota, Metazoa, Chordata, Actinopteri, Cypriniformes, Cyprinidae. Bases 398 to 2335 code for a protein of 645 amino acids.